This is a messenger RNA of Diplodia corticola, 3042 nucleotides long. RefSeq names its product mfs drug transporter. The coding region runs from base 1 to 3042 and encodes 1013 amino acids. The transcript is spliced from 10 exons. The record is from RefSeq and is a predicted model, not a curated record. Lineage: Eukaryota; Fungi; Ascomycota; Dothideomycetes; Botryosphaeriales; Botryosphaeriaceae. Gene Ontology annotation, molecular function: basic amino acid transmembrane transporter activity. Gene Ontology annotation, cellular component: fungal-type vacuole membrane. Gene Ontology annotation, biological process: transmembrane transport; basic amino acid transport.
AUGACAGACUACGGAACGCUGAUCUCGGACGACGAUGGCACCGGCCAUGUGGUUCCCCAACCGUCAGAGCGGGAGACGCAACCGCUGCUCGGGCCGCCGGAACCGGGAAACUCGUGGCGACCACCACGACACUUCAUCUGGAUAGAAACGGCAAUCUUUGCCAAUGUCUUCCUCUACGGCUUCGACAGUACCAUCACCGCGGCAACAUAUGCAACCAUUAGCUCCGAGUUUGGCGCGGCAAACACUGCUUCUUGGCUUACCACCUCGUACCUCGUCACGAGUACCGCGUUCCAGCCGCUCUAUGGUCGCUUCUCCGACUUGUUUGGCAGGCGCAUCUGCUUCUUCGUCUCGACAAUCACCUUUGCCAUCGGAUGUCUAGGCUGCGGACUUGGACGAGACAUUGUGCUCGUCAACGUCAUGCGGGCUGUCUGUGGAUUUGGCGGCGGCGGUCUCAUGACCAUGGCGACUAUUGUCAACUCGGACAUGAUACCAUUCCAAAAGCGUGGCAUGUAUCAAGCUGUGCAAAAUGGCAUGUUCGGCUUCGGCGCAAUCUGCGGUGCUUCGUUUGGCGGAUCGAUUGCCGACUAUAUUGGAUGGCGCUGGUGCUUCUUACUGCAGAUUCCCGUCUCCGCCGUCGCCCUGGUUCUGGGCUUCCUGGUGGUGCAAAAUCCAAGCCGAGACUUCAGCCUUCAUCAGUCGUCGUUGAAGGAUAUCUGGACAAAGGUCGACUUCUCUGGAUCGCUGCUGCUCGUCUCAGCCAUAUCGAUUCAGCUGGUAGGGCUGAGUCUCGGCGGCAAUGAAUUGCCUUGGAGCAAUGGAUGGGUCAUUGGCUCCCUUGUCGGGAGCGUACUUCUGCUUGUGUUGUUCAUCAUUGUCGAAGCCAGGACCACUGCCAUUCCCAUCAUACCACUGCGCAUGCUCAAAGGCCGUCUUCCGGUUUCGGCGCAGACUGCCAACAUAUGCGCUGGGCUUGCGGCGUAUGCUUAUCUCUUCAUGCUUCCGCUAUUCUUCCAGGUUGUCCUCUUGGAUUCUGCAACAAAGGCGGGCGUACGCUUGGCACUACCUUCGCUGGCGACACCCAUCGGUGGUCUUAUCUCGGGCGUUGUCAUGUCUCGAUGGGGCAAGCUCUUCUGGCUUGUGCGCGCAGGCGCCUCUCUGAUGGCAUUUGGUAAUCUACUUGUUCUGACACUGGGCUUUCACGACCAGGCCUGGAAAUACCUGGUCUUUACCUUUCCUGCCAAUCUCGGUCAGGGCAUCAUCUAUCCAGGCCUUCUUUUCACAUCGCUUGCGGCAUUCGAUCAUUCCGAUCACGCUGUCACAGCUUCGACUGUCUACUUGGUUCGUUCUCUGGGAUCCGUGUGGGGCGUGGCUAUCACCUCGGCCAUCCUCCAGAAUACAUUGAAAAAGAGCCUUCCCACCGCUCUUCCCGACGUCCCCGGUAAAGACGACAUAAUUGACCAAAUCCGACACUCGGUGACUACGCUGCGAGAUCUUCCACCCGAAUUGCAAUAUCCCGCCAGAUUGGUCUACUACGACGGAAUACGCUACGCGUUCCUGUUCUCGACAGCCGUUGCAGCACUAGCCAUUGUCGCAUCUUCAUUGCUCAAAAAGAAUGGAGAGAUGCGAAGGGUGUUCCGAGGCUUAGCCGGAGCACUAGCGAAGGGUGCUAUCCGCUCUUUCGCUCUCAUCUUCUUAUACAACACAUCCACACAUCUCCUUUGGAUCGAGAAGAUGCCCAGAAGGGUCAAGGAAGGUCGCCCGUCAUCGCGCGAUGAGGCCGUCGAGCUCGCAGAUGUUGCAAACCCCCCAGAAGCGGAGGGAGAACCGAUUAUCCCAAAGAGGACCUACAUCAAAGUCGUCAGCGCCGCCUUUUCUUUUUUCGUUGCAGGCGUGAACGACGGGAGCCUUGGUGCUUUGAUCCCCUAUCUCAUUCGAUCCUACGACAUCAACACCGCCAUGAUCUCGAUUGUCUACGCCGUUACUUUCUCCGGAUGGUUCCUUGCCGCAAUCUCCAACAGCCAUCUAUGCCAAUACCUCGACCUGGGCGCAAUGCUGGUCCUCGGAGCCUUCUUGCAGCUCCUUGCUCACGCCUUGCGCUGCUGGACCCCGCCUUUUGCCCUGUUUGCCGUCACCUUCGGCAUAGUCAGCCUCGGCCAGGCAUAUCAGGACACGCAUGCAAACACCUUUGUCGCAUCGGUAAAGACAGCACACCGGUUUCUGGGUCUCAUCCAUGCCAUGUAUUCGGGCGGAUGCCUCGUCGGCCCGUUCGUGUCCACCGCCAUCGCCUCCGCAGACACCCCCUCGCGAUGGAGCCUGUUCUACACUUUUCCAUUGGGGCUCGGCGUUGUGAACCUUGCCCUCUGUGUGGGCGCUUUCCGGGAUAGCUUGACCAUCAAAGCAAAGCGAUCUGUCAAUGUCGGCUCCGGCGACGGCUCAAGGAACGAGGGUGCACUUUUGCAGAUCAAAGAGACGCUCAAGACCCCGAGUGUCUGGCUCCUCAGCCUCUUCUACUUCUUUUAUCUUGGCGCCGUCAUUACCGCGAGUGGCUGGGUGGUAGAGUAUCUUGUCGAGGUCCGCGAUGGUGAUCUCGCUGACAUGGGUUACGUCCCGGCUGGCUUCAAUGGUGGAUCUUUCCUGGGAAGACUUUUGUUGGCCGAGCCGACGCAUAGGUGGGGCGAGCGACGCAUGAUAUUCAUCUACAGUGUCAUCGGUCUGGCGCUUCAGCUUCUGUUCUGGCUUGUGCCAAAUAUCAUUGCCGCAUCGGUCGCCAUCAGCUUGCUGGGAUUCGUUCUGGGUCCUUUCUUCGCCGCUGGAGUCUCAGUGGGAUCGAGGUUGUUCUCCACCCGAGUUCGUUCGUCUGCCCUCGCGCUCGUCUUCGUCCUUGGUCAGAUCGGAGGCUCCAUAUUCCCCGCAAUCACAGGCAUCGUCGCCGCACACGCUGGGGUGAAAGUGUUGCAACCAGUACUCGUUGCAUUGCUGGCCGCCACCGGGAUUAGUUGGCUCCUCGUCCCGAAAACGAGCGGACUCCAUCAUAGAGAUUAG